Molecule: messenger RNA, 830 nt
Organism: Closterium sp. Naga37s-1
Lineage: Eukaryota; Viridiplantae; Streptophyta; Zygnematophyceae; Desmidiales; Closteriaceae
Source: the annotation of a GenBank genome assembly
GCGGGAUUCCGGGUGCGGGCGUGUCAACAGCAGGGUUGAUCCCGGGUGCGGGCGUUGCUACAUGCAGCGGUAUCCCGGGUGCGGGCGAUGCAAGAGCAUGCGGGAUCCCGGGUGCGGGAGUUGCAAUAUCAGGCGGGAUUCCAGGUGCGGGCGUGUCACCAGCAGGGUUGUUCCCGGGUGCGGGAGUUGCAACUGCAAGCGGGAUCUUGGGUGCGGGAGUUGCAACAGCAGGCGGGAUCCCGGGUGCGGGAGAUACCAACGAAGGGGGGAUCCCGAGUGCCAGAGUUGCGACAUCAUGCGGGAUUUCGGGUGCGGGCGUGUCAACAACAGGGUUGCUCCCGGGUGAGGUAGUUGCAUCAGCAGGCGGGGUCCUAGGUGCGGGAGAUGCAUCAGCAGGCGGGGUCUUGGGUGCGGGAGAUGCAUCAGCAGGCGGGGUCCUAGGUGCGGGAGAUGCAUCACCAGGUAGGGUCCUGGGUGCGGGAGAUGCAUCAGCAGGCGGGAUAUCGGGUGCAGGAGUUGCAACCGCGGGGUUGCUCCCGUGUGCGGGAGCUGCAACUGCAUGCGGCAACCCGGGUGCGAUAGUUGCAAACGAAGGCGGGAUCGCUGGUGCUGAAGUUGCAAUAAUAGGCGGGAGCAAUGGUGCGGCAAAUGCAACAGUAGGGUUGCUCCAGGGUGCGGGAGUAUCAGCAGCAAGGGGGAUGCCGGUUGCGGGAGUGGCACCAGCAUUGGGCAACCCUACUGCCGAUGUAGCGACACCAGGGGGUUUCUGGGUGCACCCAGUCCCACAGAUCCGCGAGAAACCCUGCAGGGUCACCGACCCUCGGCGGUGA